Molecule: messenger RNA, 2148 nt
Organism: Durio zibethinus
Lineage: Eukaryota; Viridiplantae; Streptophyta; Magnoliopsida; Malvales; Malvaceae
Product: cytochrome P450 71D10-like
Molecular function (GO): iron ion binding; monooxygenase activity; oxidoreductase activity, acting on paired donors, with incorporation or reduction of molecular oxygen
Source: RefSeq, a predicted model, not a curated record
UACUUUCAUAUACUAAUGGAGCUUGAGUUUCCUCCAUUCUCCUUCCUCCUUACCACCCUCCUGUUCUCAUUCAUGAUUGCCAGAAUAGUUAAGGCAUUGAAAGCUAAGAAACCAUCCCCAAAGCUGCCAGGGCCAUGGAAACUACCCCUGGUAGGAAAUAUUCACCAGCUUAGUGGCUCACUACCCCAUUGCACAUUAAGAGACUUGGCUCUCAAGCAUGGCCCCUUAAUGCACCUACAACUUGGAGCAGUCUCCACAGUUGUUAUAUCUUCACCUGAAUUUGCCGAGGAAGCCAUGAGAAAAAAUGAUCUCGCUUUUGCUUCCAGGCCUUACCAACUAGCUCCAGGGAUCAUAUCUUAUGAUUGUACCAACAUUAUCUUCUCCCCUUAUGGUAGUUAUUGGAGGCAGCUUCGAAAAAUUUGUGUAUCCGAGCUUUUAAGUGCGCAGCGCGUGAAAUCAUUCAAAAGAGUUAGAGAUGAAAUGGCUUCCAAUCUCAUCAAGACAAUAUCUUCAAGCCAGAUAAGUUCACCAAUCAAUCUUAGUCACAAAAUUUUCUCUUUAACGUAUGGCAUAACGGCAACAGUAGCCUUUGGUACGAAAUGCAAAGAACAGGAAAGGUUUAUAUCUAUCAUCACUGAAGUUAAUAAGCUUGCGACAGGCCUCACCCUGGCAGAUUUGUACCCUUCAAUUAAAGCACUUCAGAUGAUUAGUGGAAUCAGGCCAAAACUUGAGAAGCUACAUCGAGAAGCUGAUAGAAUACUUGAAAAUGUCAUUGCUGAGCAUAAAGAGAGGAGGACAAAGGAAAAUGGCCGUGGUGGAGACGAGAAAGAUAUAGUUGAUAUGCUUUUAGACCUUCAAGAGCAUGGCAACCUUGACUAUCCCCUAUCUUCCAAUAAUAUCAAAUCAGUCAUAUUGGACAUAUUUGCUGCAGGGAGUGAAACAUCAUCAACAAUUGUUGAAUGGUCAAUGUCAGAACUGUUGAAGAAUCCAAGAUUAAUGGAAAAGGCUAAAGCUGAGGUGAGACAGGUCUCUAACGACAAAGGAUAUGUGGAUGAAGAAGUCUUUCAUGAACUGAAGUUCCUAAAAUCAGUUAUUAAGGAAACAUUAAGGCGGCACAAUCCUGUGCCUUUAAUACCAAGGGAAUGCCGUGAGAACUGUAAGCUUGGCGGAUAUGAGAUACCUGUCAAGACUAAAGUCCUUAUCAAUUCAUGGGCAAUUACAAGGGAUCCUAGAUACUGGAAUGAACCUGAGAUAUUUAAUACAGGAAGGUUCCUCAAUAGCUCACUUGACUACAAAGGAACAGAUUUCCAAUAUAUUCCAUUUGGGGCUGGAAGGAGGAUAUGUCCUGGCAUAUCGUUUGCUCUUGCUAAUAUUGAGCUGCAACUUGCACAAUUCUUGUACCACUUUGAUUGGAUGCUACCCAAUGGAAUGAAGUAUGAAGACUUGGACAUGACAGAUGCACCUGGUUUAACAAUAAGAAGGAAACACGACCUGUUUGCGAUUCCAAUUCCUUACCAUCACUCUCCUCUUGAAUAAACCAAAUAUCAGGUGUUCAUUUGGCCAAUAUUUGUGUAAGGCAUUGUAAUAUUUUGUUAGUACUACUAUUGGUCUUUAUUCUGUUAAAUUAUGGCCUAGUCUAUACAGCCACAGAUGGCUUAGGGCUAAAGCUUGGUUGUUUUAUAUGAAAACUGUAAUCAAUUAUAUUUCGUUUGGCUAAGAUGAAUAUCUAAUCUUGCAAUAUCAUCUGCAUAUUGUUUUCUUAAUCUUUGGAAUUAUAGAUGAUGAUGAGAAUUGGAUGGGGCAGAUACAACUAGUCUGUCUUUGCAGUCUGCUACUCCAGGAAAGAAAUAUCCUUUGUAGUUGAUGAAAGCUAAACAUCAUUGGAUUCAUCAACAUGAAAUCUGACACAAAAUUUGAUAUGGCUCUACUCAUUAAUCAAUGUCUGUAUAUUGAGAAGAUGGUUUUAAGUUCGUUCUGAUUAACUUUCCUUUGGUAAACGAAAACUUGUGAGGUUGCUAGGAAACAAGUUAUCCUCAUUUUCCAACCUCAUAGGAUAGGAGAGUAAACUAUGAGAUCAAAUAUAGGUUCCAAUAAGUGGUUUCCACUUUCCAUUUAGAUUAGACAUUUUUGUUUCAAACAUACUAUUAC